Messenger RNA from Daphnia magna, 3417 nucleotides. RefSeq lists its product as uncharacterized. The transcript has 2 exons. NCBI's taxonomy places the organism in Eukaryota, Metazoa, Arthropoda, Branchiopoda, Diplostraca, Daphniidae. The record is from RefSeq and is a predicted model, not a curated record.
AUGGCACCGCGUCGUCAAAUGACUGAUGCUGAAAAGGCAGAAAAGAAUAGGAAGCAAAGAGAGAAAAGAGGGCAAGAAGAUCCAGAGGCUAGAGAAAAACGUUUGCAAGACAAUAGAGCCAGGGCACAAUAUGUGCGCGAUGAGAAGAAACAGCGUCUCGAUCAAGAAGUUCAACGUCAAAUUCCAGAUGAAGUAGACAGGCAAGCGCGUCUAGAAGAAGAAGCGCAAAGACGUAAAGGAAACCGAGCUCAAGAGCCAGACGAAAUACAGCAAGCUAGGCCACAAGAGCAAGCGUUGCGGCAACAAGCUCUGCGUGAAGAGGAAAGUGAGGAAGAAAGACGUGCAAGGCUAAGAGACCAAGCAACACGGCAGCAAGCUGUACGCGACGCAGAAACCGCUGAUAAGAGGAGAGUAAGGAUGAUCGAAGAUAACUUGCGCCAUCAAGUCCUACGCGCCCAAGAGACGGUAGAAAAGAGGAUGUUGCGUGCCACGGCUGACAGAUUGCGUCAUCAGAUGUAUCUGGUUGAAGAAACGGAAGAAGAGGCGGAAAUACGUAGGGAACUUAACAGGGAACAAACAGCCAACUACAGAGGAGCCGAAAACGAAGAAGAAACCAGAGAAAGAUUAGAAGAAAAUCGGCUUCGGAUGGAACGUCUCCGGGAAGAACAAGCGGAAAACGAAGAAAUAAUUCGUGCGAUGAACGCAUUGGAACAUGCAGAGAUCAUUCCCUUGGAAACAGAAGAAGAACGCACGUAUCACGAAGAGAUUUUAGCGACGCGUAACCAAGCUGGAUUGCCAAGAACUCAUCGUUUGGCUUGCAAAACGAUUGUCUCUGAAGAUCAUCGUCCAUUACAUGAUUGUGGAGCAAUGGACAUUUGCGAAGAAUGUGGCGCAAAACACUUCAAGGGUGAAAGACCGCAAGACAAGAAGUUCAUGCAAUGUUGUAGAAAAGGCAAAGUUAUUCUUCAACCUCCAAAGAAAUGCCCUCAACCACUUGCAAAACUUUUGCAAAACAAUCAUCCAAAAUCGAAGAGUUUCAUGGCGAAAAUUCGCACCUACAGCAGCGCUCACGCAUUCGCUUCAAUGGGAGCCAGUAUUUCAUCUCCACCAGGACGUGGCCCCUAUUGUUUCAGAAUACAUGGCCAAGUGUAUCACAACACGACACCCGUCGGCCCGAAUACAACCAAUCCCAAGUACGCUGAUCUCUAUUUCAUGGAUGCAGCACAGGCCGGCGAGUUUAGAGCCGAUUUCGAGUCGAACGGAAGAUGCUGUAGAAACUUGAUGGCAGAGUUGGACGCAAUGCUCCGCGAAAAAAAUCCUUACGCAGCCAUUUACAAAAUGAUGCGUCAAGUGCUAGAGGAAGAGUACCGUCGAGCCGAAGCUGAAAAUUUGCCGCACCAAAUAGUGGGUAUGAUCAUCAGCAGUGAUCGUAGAAAUCUGGACCAAAGGCGUUACAACAGUCCGACGACAAACGAGAUUGCUAUUUUAUUCAAAAGCGCAAACGGAGAGCCACCAGCCAAGAGGGAUAUCCAAGGCCAUCUCUUCAUACCAGUCAGGGGAAGAACACUGAUCAAAAUCAGCACACAACAACCAAUGUGCGACCCCAUGACUUAUCCAUUGCUCUUUCCAAACGGUGACGAUGGGUGGCAUGUAAAUAUGCCUUACACAACCACUACACGGCGAGAGAGAGAGGAAGCUGCUGCAAGAGCAAUGGAUUGGGAUGAAGAAGAAGAGAUUCCGUUCCAAAGGCUCAACGAGAGACUGCUAAUGCAAAUUCCAGCAGCAGAAGCAGCGGCCAAUGAUUCGUUUCCGGCAGAAGAACCUGAACCAGAACCGGAAGAGCAAAUAGACGAUGAUGAAAAUGAUCCUCAGCGAUUGAAUCGAGGUGAGGGAAGACGCAAGAGAGUGACGCAGUGCGAAUUUUACAGCUUUCUCAUGUCGAUACGGGACUAUUUCAACAACGUCUUGGCCGGAGGACCACUCACUCAGCAAUGAAUGGUAGAUUCCUAUGUCAAGAUUGAAGCCAACCGCAUCAAGUACAUUCGCGAACAUCAGGCGGAGCUUCACGUUGCUCAGUACAAUGGUCUCUUGGACUACAUCAACAAUCAGGCGGAAAGAGAAAAUAUGACGGUCGGAUCGUAUCAUGUUCUCCCUUCGAGUUUUAUUGGAAGUCCAAGAGCCAUGAAGCAAGCGUACCAAGACGCGAUGGCAAUCUGCGGCAAAUUCGGCAAACCGGUAUUUUUCCUGACGUUCACAUGCAACCCGAAGUGGAAAGAAAUUGUGGCCAACAUUCCGACCCAUCUAUCGGCAUCCGAUCGGCCCGAUAUUGUUGCCAGAGUCUUUAACCAAAAGAAAAAUGAAUUGGUUAACGACAUCGAAAAGCGUCAGGUUCUGGGAUUUGCCACCGCUCGAAUUCACGUCAUUGAAUUUCAAAAGCGCGGCCUACCACACUGUCACAUGCUCAUCUGGAUCUACAAGCGCGACGCACCUGCAACGGCAAAAGACGUGGACGAAACCAUCUGUGCCGAAAUACCGGACAAGACAACCCAUCCAAUACUCUACAACAUUGUCAUGGCCCACAUGAUCCACGGGCCGUGUGGAUCGACCAACAAACAGUCCCCUUGCAUGGACGGCAACAUCUGCACGAAACGUUUUCCCAAGGAAUUCAUGGCCGAAACGAUUGUCAACGACAAUGGUUACCCAACGUAUCGAAGGAGAGAUACAGGCGUGGUGCAUCGCUUGAAAAGAGGACAUACGCAUUUCGAAGUGGAUAACAGAUGGGUCAUUCCAUACAACCCCUGGCUGUCCUUGAAGUUCGACUCGCACAUCAACUUGGAAUACUGCGCUUCAAUCGUCAGCGUAAAGUACAUAUUCAAAUACGUCUACAAGGGAUAUGACUGCAUCAAAAUGGACAAGAAAGUAGGAACUUUUCAACAGGAGGCAGAUGACGUUCCAACAGUUGUGUGGGAUGAAAUCACCAGCCACUUGGAUGCGCGCUACGUCAGCGCACCAGAAGCCUGUUGGAGAAUCUUCAAGUUCCCCUUAUCAGAGCGGUCUCAUGCCAUCUGUCGACUUGCCGUCCAUUUGCCCCGAGAACAGUCGGUUUUUUUCCUGCCUGGCAAUGAACAGCAGGCCGUCAUCAACGCUGCCACCAAAGACACCAUCCUGACGGCAUAUUUCAAGCUGAAUAGCGAAGACGACAACGCAAGAAAAAAACCAAUUCGUGGAAACCUAGAUGCAGAAGGUCUAGAAUCAUCGGGCGACUCUACACGGUGGGCGUCAGGCAAAUGGAGCGUCAUUGCCUUCGAUUAUUGCUCAUCAACGUCAAGGGAGCGACAAGUUUCGAGCAUCUUCGAACGGUCGACGGAUUACAGCAUGCUACUUUCAAAUCGGCAGCCAUCGCACUCAAUCUUCUAG